AGAACACAAUGGAGAUGAAGAGAGACAUUAGAGUGGAGAAGAAGGAAGACAACAUGUGUACUUCUUUGUUGACUGCUGUUGUUGUUCUCUUCAUGGCUUGUCUUAAACAUUUCUCUUCUGUAUCGUAUUUGAUAGAGCAAUGGCGUUCUUUGGUGUUUCUUUUACUCAAUGUUGUUCUCUUGGCUGUUUACUUUACCUCUAAUCGUCCUGGUGAGAGUACUCAUGGUUUCAAGACUCGUAGAGGAGGAGGUAGAUUGAGAAUGGUGAGAGGGAAGAAGAAAAAGACAAGGGUUGUGGAGGAACCAGCUUGUUCUGACCAAGUAGUUGUUGAGCCAAGAGAAGUGAUCAAGAAGUGUGUUUUAGUGGAGGAGACGAAAAGGGUUUGUCCUGAAAUCGAGGAAACUGUGAAAGAUUGCUUGUUUCGCAAGAAAGAAGUAGACUUUGUUGGAGAUGAAGAUGAAUUCGAGCCAGGGAGGUUAUCGAAUGAAGAAUUGAACGAGAGAGUUGAGGCGUUUAUCACGACGUUUAGAAAACAUUUGGUGCUUGAUGCGCGAAGAGGUAGAGUAGGAGAAACUGACCAGAAGAUGAGAUCAAAAGACUCUGACAUUAGGUUUUUAGGUCAGGAGGUCACUUGUUCGGUUUAAAAGUUUCUGUACGAUUUUUUCUUCUUCUUCUUCUUAAGAUUCAUUUCAGUUUUGUUCGCUCUUUGGCUUUGCUUCUUUUUUGUGGGUUUGAGCUAAUUAAACAGCUCAAAAGAUCGCAUCUUUUAUUUUUGAUGUAAUGUCAUAAGAA
Messenger RNA from Capsella rubella, 792 nucleotides. RefSeq lists its product as uncharacterized. The transcript has a single exon. The record is from RefSeq and is a predicted model, not a curated record. Lineage: Eukaryota; Viridiplantae; Streptophyta; Magnoliopsida; Brassicales; Brassicaceae. Bases 9 to 644 code for a protein of 211 amino acids.